Molecule: messenger RNA, 813 nt
Organism: Aspergillus oryzae RIB40
Lineage: Eukaryota; Fungi; Ascomycota; Eurotiomycetes; Eurotiales; Aspergillaceae
Product: Zn(II)2Cys6 transcription factor
Exons: 4
Coding region: 1-813 (270 amino acids)
Biological process (GO): regulation of DNA-templated transcription
Cellular component (GO): nucleus
Molecular function (GO): zinc ion binding; DNA-binding transcription factor activity, RNA polymerase II-specific; transcription cis-regulatory region binding
Source: RefSeq, a predicted model, not a curated record
AUGCCGCUCUCCAGCACCUGUCAAAAUUGUGCCAAGUCCAAGGUCCGCUGUGUACGGAAUAGUGAAGAGUCGGAUAUUUGCUCUCGGUGCGCGCGCUUGAACAAACAAUGUGUAUACCGUGAGACCGGUCGGCGCUUUAAGGGGUUCAAAAAAGAUCGACAGAUAGAAGCUCUUGAGUCGAAGAUCAAUGAACUCAUGGCCAACUGUGAAUCAACUUCAGCAAAACAAACAACUCCGGGAAAUGCUACAUACAACUCAAACGGUGAAGAAGCCGAUCAAGCUAUCAUGGACGUCGUUGCGCGAGGUUACCUAAGUAUGGAAGCUGCGCAAUCCUUCAUAGAUAUCUAUAGGACGGACAUGACUUUACAUUUCCCAUUUGUUGUUAUCCCGCCGCAGGUCACAGCUACAGAUCUCCGGCAACAGAAGCCAUUUCUCUUCUUAGCUGUCCUGGCAUCUGCGGCAUAUUCCAACAUGCCACUGCAAAGAUUGCUAGGAAGGGAAUUCAAGAAGGUCAUUGCUUCUCGCAUGAUCACGAGCGGAGAAGUUUCGUUUGAGCUACUCCAGGGAAUGCUGGUCUUUCUCGCCUGGUCCCAUUACCACUCGCGACCCCAUCGCUACACGCAGUUCCUACAACUCGCCAUAGGUCUUAUGGUCGAGCUACGGUUAGAUCGGCCACCGCAAACGAAGACAUGGAAGACGGCGCUCAGGUUCAACAAAGAAUAUACGCUAGACGACGAACAAUAUAUUCGACCAUCCUGGGGUCUUGACGAGCAGAGAGCCGUUGUUGGGUGUUAUUACCUGUCGUCCACGUAA